AUGGAUCAGAGACGUCUGAGCACGUCGGCCGCUCCAAACAGGUCCAGCGCUCUUCCUAGGCCUACAUCGCGUCUGCCACAGCCACGAGCCUCAACUAUCCCAGCUCUUGCUCUUACUCGUGCUCCUGCUGCUGCUGCUGCUGCUGCACCGACCCUCCGCCCCGCCGCCUCCACGGAAGGUCUUCGAGGUCGCUUCGCCCAAUCAAAGCCAGCCGCCGAACCGCGGUCUCCCAUUACUGCCAACACCUCCCGGCUGAGGACACCUACUUCCAGGGAACAGCUUAGGGGAUCCAAUCCCACAACCCCGUCCACACUUCGGACACCCGGGAGGACAAACCUCCCUCCUGUUGCUUCUCGUCGUGCCAGGGAUACAAGUUUAUCUCGGGAGCCUAGCCGCGAGCGCGCCGCCUUGGACGCCCAGGAUGGACAGUUUAGGAAACCCCUUGUUCCUAGGAGACGACCAUCCGGGCAAUUCGUGUCCGCUUUUCAGGCCGAGUCUGCCAUUGAUGAGGAAGACGCACAAGAUGUCUUGCCUCCCUUGGCCAGUUCCACCGAAGAUGGCCUUACACUCGACGCUCUGAGCAUACGUCUUGCAGCUAGGAAAGCGAGGCCAUCACUCGCCGAGAGAACCAUGGAAACACUUUCCCAUUUGCCCUCGUCUCCUGUAGCCAAGCGCAACACCAACUUCUUUGACCAUGACCCAUCGUCGAGGAGACCAUCUUCGAGAGCUUCCCGGGCUACCAGCGUUGGAUCCAGACCUGGCUCAAGCUACCAGUCCGAUGGCUCCAACGGCAAGUCUCUGAGCCGGCCGGGUUCCAGCUCGGAACCAUUAGACGCCUCAUACACAAACUUCAGAGCCUCGUCAAGUUCUUACAAGCCACCAUUAUCUACUGUGCAAGGAACGCCGUCCAGAAGAGUGUCUGGUAUUGCCAAACCCCCCAACUUUAAGCCAGCCUCGGCAGCAAGUAGAAUCCCUUCAAACCCGCCACUCUCCGCAUUAGCAUCUCGCACAUCAAGUCCUGAGAAGAAAGUAGAAGAAGCUGCCCCCUCCAAAUCUGGAGCAAAGCCCUCGACUGCACGCCCACUCAGAUCAAGAGCUUCGAUCAAUGGGUUGGUAAAGAAACCAUCAAUCACAGCGUUGAGCCAACCGGACACCAAGGCACAUGACCUUCCAGCGCGACAAUCUCGUAAAGUCUCAUUGGCUUCAGUUCGUUCUGCAGCGACGACCAACACAAAUGUAUCGACCGAGGACCGCAAUCUUUCCAGUGCGUCGACCGCUUCUACAGCACUCACGUUUGACUCUGCAGAAGACGCCCAGAAUACCACGACCGCACGCAAAUCUUCUGCCGCGCUGCGCGACCAGAUUGCUAAAGCGAAAGCCGCUAAGCGAACUGCUUUACGACAGGUUUCUGGCGGUGUAGGAGUUGCUCCUUUGAAGUCGCCCCUAAUUCCCACUGACAACACAUUUGAUUUUGGUCUUUCAGAUGAUCCUUUCAACCAGGCACAUUUUGAAACCUCGAAUCGGAGGGUCAUGCAGUCUCGAAUUGACAUGGGCCGAACUACCGGCAGACUGAACAUUGCUGCCAUGGGACUGAAGCAGAUACCUGAUGAGGUCGUCAAGAUGUAUGAUCUUGAGUCUGUAGGCCAUGGCGCAAGCUGGGCAGAAAGCAUGGACCUCACUCGGUUCGUCGCGGCCGACAAUGAGCUCGAAAUGCUUGAUGAUUCAAUAUUCCCUGAUACUGACCCUAUGGAUUUCGCCGACGAUGAGGACAGUAGAGGACACCAGUUUGGGGGCCUGGAGGCUCUAGAUUUACACGGCAAUACACUAAUAGCUGUGCCUCUAGGUUUGAGGCGGCUCCAACAACUCACCUCUUUGAACUUGGCACAAAACAAACUUGCCAAUGGAUGUCUCGAGGUUAUUUCUCAAGUCCGGUCAUUGCGCGACUUGAAGCUAGGUGGCAAUCUCCUGUACGGCAAGCUAGACUCCAGCCUUUCAUCCUUGGAGAACUUGGAGAUCUUGGAUUUGAAGGGCAAUGAGAUAACUGCUUUGCCCGAUAGUUUUGACAAACUGACCCGGCUUCGCGUGCUAAACCUCAAUGAGAACGCUCUCGAAUCUUUACCAUUCGGAACACUUGCCAAACUGCCCCUCAUCGAACUUUUUGCUCACAAAAACAGGUUGGCUGGCACAUUACUGGAUGUAGAGGUUGAGGUUCUACCCAACUUGCAAACUCUUGAUGUGUCUAGCAACCAACUGAGCUUGAUUGCAUUAGGCCCAAUCUCAAUGCCUUCGUUGCUUCAAGUUACCAUCUCAUCGAACCGUCUGCAGUCUUUGCCCGACAUCAGCUCCUGGGGAAACCUUCAUACACUCAAUGCCGCCGAGAACAGUAUAACCGCCAUUCCAGAUGGCUUUGCUAGUUUGGAAAAUUUGAAAUCGGCUGAUUUCACCAGCAAUGACAUUCGUGUCGUGCCCCCGGAGAUUGCGCGCAUGAAUGCUUUGACACUGUUGCGCAUAGUGGGCAACCCCUUAAAGGACAAGAAAUUCACCUCCAUGACAACCGACGAGCUCAAGGACAGCUUGGCAGCGAGACUUGAGCCAUUGGCUGAGUUUCAAGGUGGGGUUGAACAGUUUGGCAACGGCUUCGACCCUUCGGGUUCACGAUCACUGUCCACAUAUGAAUCACUGAACAGUCUGCAAGCACCACUUGCUGACAAUGACGACAACGAGGACAGCCGCUCGGAGAAUGACGACUUUGCAACGCCUCCAACAUCCGCCCCACAAUCGCCCGUCAGAGAGAGGUCAAAUCCCCUAGGUAGUCAGACAUGGCCCAUCAAGCCUGGUGGAAUACUUGACCGCGCCAACACCAAAUCCUCAUCACUUCACCCAGUCGUUUGCUCAAAGCUUGUGGUUGACCAAACUAUUCGCGAGGUUCGCCUUCAGCAUAACGUCUUCACCAAUUUUCCAAACUCGCUGUCCUUCUUUGCCGAUACCCUUUCAUCUUUGAAUAUAUCCCACAACCAAUUCGUUGGCGAAGGUUAUUUGUGUGAGGAGCUUGACUUGACAGCACUCAAGGAACUCAAUUUGUCUUACAACCACAUCACUAGCUUAGCUCCUCUGGUCACUCACCUCCGAGCACCCAACUUGCAGAAGCUCGAUAUCUCUUUCAACCGUAUCGUUUCGCUUCCAGCAUUACGCGAUGCGUUCCCGAGCCUCGAGGUGUUACUUGUCUCCAAUAACCAUCUGGAAGACCUGGACCCAGAUUGGGUUACAGGAUUAAAGAUUGUCGCGGCAGAAAAUAACGAUAUCGCACAUCUCAACCCGCGGCUGGGCCUGCAGCCCUUCGAGCGCCUUGAAGUCAGCGGCAAUCGCUUCAGGGUUCCUAGAUGGAAUGUACUCGAACGUGGUACUGAGGCUACGCUUAGAUGGCUCCGAGGACGUGUACCUGUGGCGGAAAUGGCUGAAUGGAGAGCAAAAUCCGGGAAUGUUGAUGAUGACGAUGGCGAUUUUGAGUGA
Truncatella angustata is the source of this 3510-nucleotide messenger RNA. RefSeq lists its product as uncharacterized. The transcript has 2 exons. Bases 1 to 3510 code for a protein of 1169 amino acids. The record is from RefSeq and is a predicted model, not a curated record. Gene Ontology annotation, molecular function: protein binding. NCBI's taxonomy places the organism in Eukaryota, Fungi, Ascomycota, Sordariomycetes, Amphisphaeriales, Sporocadaceae.